Molecule: messenger RNA, 1976 nt
Organism: Hyaena hyaena (striped hyena)
Lineage: Eukaryota; Metazoa; Chordata; Mammalia; Carnivora; Hyaenidae
Gene: SAMD10
Product: sterile alpha motif domain containing 10
Exons: 5
Coding region: 40-648 (202 amino acids)
Biological process (GO): cell surface receptor protein tyrosine kinase signaling pathway
Cellular component (GO): cytoplasmic side of plasma membrane
Molecular function (GO): protein binding
Source: RefSeq, a predicted model, not a curated record
GCGAGGGGCGUGUGCACGGGCCCGGGAUCUUUGGGCCCCAUGUUCACGGAGCUAAGGACUAAGCUGAGCCCCCCGCGAGGCCGCGCCGGGGCUGUGCGCGCCGGCUUCGGGGAGCGCCGGGAUGUGGACGCCACGGCACACUUCAGCUUCUGCCGAACCUUCCUGGAGCAUACAGUGUCCACUGAGAGCAUCCCCUGCCACCUGCCUCGGACACCAGGCACCAGCCUCACGUGGCAUGACUCCCGUAGCCAGAGGGCCGCUGGCGGCCGGCCAGUCAAGCUCCUGCAGCAGCCUGGCACAGAGGCCCCCCAGGGCCGGCUAUACUCCGACCACUAUGGUCUGUACCACACAAGUCCCUCGUUAGGCGGCCUGACGAGGCCUGUGGUCCUGUGGAGUCAGCAGGACGUCUGCAAGUGGCUCAAGAAGCACUGUCCCCACAACUACCUCAUCUACGUGGAGGCCUUCUCCCAGCACGCCAUCACAGGCCGGGCGCUGCUGCGGCUGAAUGGGGAGAAACUGCAGCGGAUGGGGCUGGCACAGGAGGCACAGCGACAGGAGGUGCUGCAGCAGGUGCUGCGCCUGCAGGUGCGCGAGGAGGGGCGGAGCCUGCAGCUGCUCAGCCAAGCCUCCUUUGGAAACAUGUCCUAGCUGCUGCCUGAGGCUUGAACCCCAGACCCCAGCACUGUGACCGGAGCCUGUGGCAAGGACGAUGCAGAGCUGGCACACAGCCCCUUUUGGACCCUGCAAGAGGCCCCAGGUGCUGAGCCCAGCCCAGUGGACAGGUGGGACCAGGAUGGCAAUGUAUUCUGGGCUGUUGAGCAGGUGCAGGCUGCUCGAGUGUGGCCCUUCCUUGCAGGACCUGAGCCCAAGUGCACCCUCUGGUGCUGCUGGCAGCAUGCGGGGCAGCCACCUGGAGCCAGAGCAGGGUCUGUUUAUCCCCCUAGACUCCCGGGGAGUCUGUUUAUUUAUAUUCCCUUCACCCACACUGAUGUCUGUGCCCUAUUGCCUGCUGAGUCACACUUCCUUUGGGCAUCCUGCCCUCCCCCAGGGCAAGAGGUCUAUCUGUCCAUUUGUCCAGUUCUACACCCUCACCCAGCACCUAGAGGACAGGCGGAGUAAGCUGUGGGGGCUCCCUUUGGCGAGUGCCCUUCCCCUUCCCCACCCAGAUAAUCAGCAGCAGCAGCAGCUGCCGGGCACACCACACCAAGCGCUUUCCCUCGUUAUUCCUGAAACCCUCACCACGCCCCCAUCUAUUCCUGGGAACUGAAGCAAGAGAGGUCUGGGGAUUCCUCAGGUGCCCAAGACCUAACCCAGCAACACGAGAACCCCAUGACCGGGAUCACGCUCAGCCGUGUCCUGGCCUUGGGUUUGGGUGUCCCCCUCCUCCCACGGUUGUGGAGGCCGCCUCUGAGGGACAGUUGUGGGCAUGUAUUCUCACUGCCCCUCUCCCAGGAAAAUCUGAAUUCACACAAAAGACUGUCCUGAGGGCUGUGCCCCCAACCCCUGCCCACCGGGGACCCAGCCAGCACCUGAGCAACCACUCUGUGAGAGAGAGGACCCAGGGUUUGGGACUGGUGCUGCCCAGCAGAGGGGCAGUGAGGGCGGCCCUCCAUGUUGCCCCCACGCGCUUGCCCCUCUGCCCGCCCCCUCCUCUGUGGGGCUCUGAACACCUCAGGGACAGAUGAGGCUGAGCCUCCAGCCUCCUCUCUGUACCCCAAGCCGGCCUCCAGACGGAGGCUGGUUGUUGUAGGUCCUGAGUGGAAUUUGGAUAACUGGCCUGCUGCCCCCCAUCCUGUCUGUCCACCUGAUUGUCCCCGCCCACCUGGUGCCAUCACAGCGUCGUUUUCUCCAGAGGGCCCUUCCUAUCACUGCCCAGCCUUCUCCCUGCUUUGUCUUGCCCCCACCCUGCCAUGCUCUUGUCUUGUCUUCUUUGUUUUGCGCUUUUUUUAUAUUCUGACAAAAAGACCAGAAAUAAA